AAAGAAAUUGAAAAGCCAAAUGCAGAAAUAACCAACACGGACAAAUACUCACAAACGCGUUCUUCCUGUAGAAUCUUCAAUGCCUUUCCUUUCUAUAUAAAACACCUCUCCUUCUCUCUAUCUCACAAUUCACCACCUUCUCCAUACCAAACCCCUGCUACAUAUUUCCGUUCAUUCAUUUAUCAAUCUACAUUCACCAAGCAUGGCCGAUAAGCAACCCCACUUGAAUGGUGCUUAUUAUGGUCCCGCCAUUCCCACAGCGGAACCACCACGCUACCGCCCUCAACGCGAAAGAGGCUGCUGUUGCUGCCUCUUCGGAAUCUUGUGGAAGAUUCUGGUUGUACUCAUAGUUCUCGUUGGCCUGGCAAUCCUCAUAUUCUGGCUGGUUGUUCAACCCCGCUCCUUCAAGUUCCAUGUCACGGAAGCCGACCUAACCCAAUUCGAGUACAACGCCAACAACAGCACCCUCGACUACAACAUGGUCCUGAACUUCACCGCACGCAACCCCAACAAAAAACUGAACAUCUACUACGACAAGGUGGAAGCAUUGGCAUUCUACGAGGAUGCCAGAUUCUCCAAUGACGAUGUGAUAACGCACAUGAACUCGUUCAGGCAGUACACGAAGAGCAGCAGCCCCAUGAGCGCUGUUUUCUCAGGCCAGCAGGUGGUGACACUAAACAAUGAACAAGUGUCUGAGUUGAACGAAGACAAGAGUGGUGGCGUUUACGAAUUCUAUGUGAGGCUCAACUUCAGGAUUCGAUACAGACUUGGGGAUGUCAUCUCUGGUGACUUCAAACCCAAGGCCAAAUGUCAUAUCAAGGUUCCCUUAGCUAACAAUGCCUCUCAACCUUUUCAGACCACCAAGUGCGACAUCGAUUACUAGAUUACAUCUUCCAUUUCUUCCAUUCAUUUUCGUUUUCUCUUUCUUUACCAUUAUUUUAUAUUUUAAUAACGUUAUAUGUGGCUUGUGUCAUUAUUUUGUGCAUUCUUUGACUGUAUCCUGUAAUUCCUACGUUUUCUUGAAAUAAUAUUUAUUUAUAUA
Molecule: messenger RNA, 1042 nt
Organism: Vigna angularis (adzuki bean)
Lineage: Eukaryota; Viridiplantae; Streptophyta; Magnoliopsida; Fabales; Fabaceae
Product: NDR1/HIN1-like protein 10
Exons: 1
Coding region: 203-883 (226 amino acids)
Biological process (GO): defense response to other organism
Source: RefSeq, a predicted model, not a curated record